Molecule: messenger RNA, 1468 nt
Organism: Gymnodraco acuticeps
Lineage: Eukaryota; Metazoa; Chordata; Actinopteri; Perciformes; Bathydraconidae
Gene: coq3
Product: coenzyme Q3 methyltransferase
Exons: 6
Coding region: 98-1114 (338 amino acids)
Biological process (GO): ubiquinone biosynthetic process
Molecular function (GO): 2-methoxy-6-polyprenyl-1,4-benzoquinol methyltransferase activity
Source: RefSeq, a predicted model, not a curated record
GUUUCUGCCCGGGGAGAAAAGACAUGCGCACAGUCGGUCAACUCAAGUGCAGUCAACAAAUGUUCAGAAGCUAGCUGUGAACGUGUGUUAUGACAGCAUGUACGCGAAUAAGUUCGGUCGCCUCAUGUUCGGGCUGUACAGCCGGAACACCGCCGCUGUGUGUGGGGUGGUCCAGGCCCAGAGAGCGGGAGGACGGAGCGGGUUCAGCUGGACGGCGGUGUCUAGACAGUGGACACUGUGGCUGAGGAGGAGCACCUCUCUGGAGAGCCAGCACCACACCGUGCCCUGUCACAUGAGCGCCCGCUCGGCCUCCCACAGCACGGUGGACCCCGACGAGGUGAGGAGGUUCCAGUUACUGGCCAGCAAGUGGUGGGAUGAGCGGGGGGAGUUUGCUGCUCUUCACGCCAUGAAUGACCUGAGGGUGCCUUUUAUACGGGAUAAUCUGCUGAAUGAGCACAGACUGGGGCAUCCUGGGAAACCACUGGCAGGACUCAGGAUUCUGGAUGUGGGCUGUGGAGGGGGCCUGCUCACCGAGCCUCUGGGCCGGCUGGGAGCCGACGUGCUGGGUAUCGACCCGGUGGGGGACAGCAUUGGUACGGCCCAGGUGCACACGGCCUUCGACCCGGACCUCCGUCAGCGGGUCAGCUACCGCGCCUGCACCCUGGAGGACCUAUCAGAGGAUGAGGAGCAUGGGGGGGGGCGCUACGACGCUGUGGUGGCCUCCGAGGUGGUGGAACAUCUGGCCGACCUGGAAACAUUCGCCUCCUGCUGUGGUCACGUGCUGAAGCCAGGCGGCUCCCUCUUCAUCACCACUCUGAAUAAAACCAACCUGUCCUACGCGCUGGCUAUUGUCGCCGCCGAGCAGCUGCUGCGCAUCGUUCCCAGCGGCACGCACGACUGGGAGAAGUUUAUCAGCCCCGUGGAUCUGGAGCGCCUCCUGGAGUCCAAUGGUUUCUCAGUGCAGUCUGUCCAGGGGAUGCUGUACAACCCCGUAUCAGGAGCCUGGAGCUGGACCAACAGCACGGCCAUCAACUACGCCCUCCACGCUGUCAAAGCCAGAGAAGACCCCCACACAGAGCAGGCGCAGGAGAGCACCGCAGACACACACAGCUGAGACACACAACAAUCAGAAAAUAGACUCACGUUUGUGUAAAGUCCUAACUACCCUGUGGCCAGCUGUGAAGCAGCAAAUGAGACAGCGGUUAUUAAAGGAAAGGGACAAACAGCCUUGAGGUUGAAUUAGAGAUGUAGCUGCACUCAAAAUAACAUGGCGACAUCCGCCUUUGCUUUGCUUUAAACAGUGUUUUAUGUGCUGUUCAAGGCCAUUGUGCAUCCUUUGAUUGUGGCUUUCAACAGAGUUUAUACUUUCACAUGCAUUAUUUGAGUAUAUACUGUACAGCAGGGAAAAUGUAUUAAUUCAAAUUAAUAUGUUUCUGUCCGCUAACAAUAAAUAUGAUUUCCUGUUGGU